This is a messenger RNA of Trypanosoma brucei brucei TREU927, 2265 nucleotides long. RefSeq names its product ubiquitin activating E1 enzyme, putative. Gene Ontology annotation, biological process: C-terminal protein lipidation; protein modification by small protein conjugation; autophagosome assembly. The transcript has a single exon. NCBI's taxonomy places the organism in Eukaryota, Euglenozoa, Kinetoplastea, Trypanosomatida, Trypanosomatidae. Bases 1 to 2265 code for a protein of 754 amino acids. Gene Ontology annotation, cellular component: phagophore assembly site; cytoplasm. The record is from RefSeq and is a predicted model, not a curated record. Gene Ontology annotation, molecular function: Atg12 activating enzyme activity; Atg8 activating enzyme activity.
AUGGAGCGCUUGAAGUAUUUGAUGCAUGAUUUUCGCAUUGAGAUCAGUUUUUGGUAUGAACUGGAAAAGAGGAAACUACAUGAAUGGAGGCUGUCCGAGCCCAUCAUUCGCUCGCCAGUAUUUGGUGUUACGAGUUCCUCAUCUUCAGGUAUCUAUCGGUCAUUAGUAUCGCUGAGGGCGGAAAGCUUGUCCGCGAGCCGUGUGAAUGUCACGAGGCGUCUUAGGGACGAAACAUCGGUGAGUGAAGGAGACCCAAUCGACGACCAUUCUGGUGGUACCGGCACGAGUUUGCGGUGUGUGCACACACUACACGAUGGCUUUAUUCAAAACUUUAAUACGGCUAAGCAACUUUACCAACUUCCUCGUCGUAGCGCAUUGUGGGAUAUUUUGAAAAAGUCACUUCUUCUUCCUCUGUAUACUUGUUGCAAAAAUAAGCGCGAGGAAAACGUAACUGAAUACUCUUCUGCGGAGGAACUAGCGUGGGAGGACGUAAACUUCUCAAUUAUGGCGCUUUACACGUACGCGGACCUUAAAAGCCACCGUUUCCUUUAUUCGGUUGCCUUUCCUGUUUUUGAUCUUGGCUCUCCUGUCUUUGUUCAACGGCGCGUAAAAGGUGGUUAUACUGCUGCUGGGUCUGAAUUUAAAGGUGUUUACUUUCCGAACCAAUUUGCUGUUGACCGCGUUCAUGCGCAUUUGUUGGAGAAACUGCAGAAGAGACCCGAGAAUGGACCCAAUCCCUUUAUUGUCGUGCGAUCUUCCGCUGCUGAUGUGAAGGGUAAAGGAAACAAUGAUGAUGGGUGUGUUAUAUUUCUACCAUUCUCGCCCAAGUCUAUGGAAGCAGCGUCGAAUCAUUCAAUGCCGUUGAUUGCUUUCCUGGACUAUUCUUCUGAAGGCUCGCCCGGAUGGGCUGUGCGCAACAUUGUUAGUGCUCUUCGAUUGGCGCAGCCACUCAUUACUUCGUUUGCUUUAUACUGCGUGCGGAACAACGAUGUGUCAGAGAGCGUCCUCUUUCACUGUAUGUGCGAGCCGCUUUCCUAUACCUUAGAGGAGGUUGUAGAAGGUGUUAGUCCAGCCAAAGUAGUUGGCUGGGUGGAUCCGGAAAGCGACGGUGGAGCCUCGAGUGUUCACACUAUUGAUCUGGGCCCCCUGAUGUCUCCGGAUAAACUGGCCGACGCGAGCGCUGGGCUUAACUUAACUUUGAUGAAGUGGCGCGCGCUGCCUGAACUUAACCUCGAUAGGUUGGCGCAGUGCAAAGCUCUACUGUUAGGGACAGGAACGCUCGGUUGCAACGUGGCACGGCAGUUGCUCAUGUGGGGUGUGAGGCAUAUCACACUUGUGGAUCGCGGUAAAGUGUCAUUUUCAAACCCGGUUCGACAAACACUCUUUGAGUUGUCUGACGUCAACAACCCACGGGAAGAAGAACGAAAUAAAGCCAUUGCCGCAGCUAAGGCACUGAAACGUAUCCUUCCUGGUGUAAACGCACGUGGUGUGCCAUUGACAAUACACAUGCCCGGUCACCGCGUGGACAAGGCCCGUGAGGAAGAAGUAAAGGCAGAAAUAGAGGCUCUGGAUGAACUCAUACGCUCACACGAUGUGGUGUUCUUGUUGACUGACAGCCGAGAAGCGCGCUGGUUACCUACACUAAUGGCCACUGCACACUGUAAACCAACCGUUAAUGUUGCACUUGCAUUUGACACAUAUGUUGUUAUGCGCCAUGGAUUGGACCCACCGGAAGGCAGUGACAAAGGGGCGAAGUACGUUCGUCUGGGUUGCUACUUCUGCAGUGAUUCCGUCGCCCCUCGGGACAGUAUUACCGCUCGCACGCUUGACCAGCAGUGCACUGUCACUCGGCCUGGUCUCUCAGCGAUUGCAUCUGCUAUUGCAGUGGAGUUGCUUGCCCAACUUUACAACCACCCUCUGGGAUUUGCCUGUCCUCCUUACGUCCAGAGUGAGAGGGACGCGACACCGGGGGUCUCCGAUUCCGUUGCAGGUGGCGCUGUUUGCCCUUUGGGCACGAUCCCACAGCAAAUACGUGGUAGCGUCGCCCACCACAACGUUUACACACUCCAUGGUUGCCGUUACGAGCAGUGCACCGCAUGCUCCGAUCCUAUCGUACGCUCAUACAAGGACGAGGGGUCAGCUUUUGUGCUACGAUGUAUCAACGACCCUAUGUACAUUGAAGAAGUAAGUGGGGUGAAAGCAUUUAAAGAAAGUUGUGCUCUUGAUAGUUGCGACGGCUGGGAUGAUGAUGUGGACAAUCAGUAG